AUGGGAAUGGACUUCAAAUACCUCAAGGAAAACCUUGGGAUGUGCUUGGCUGAAGGACUUGCAGAAGUGGCGGAUCGCCGGCCAGUAGAUCCCAUCCGUUUCUUGGCGUCCUGGAUUUACAGCUAUAAUGAAAAUAGAGAGAAAGAAGAAAAGAAAAAGACAGAAAAGGACCACCUCGAAUUUCAACAUGAAGAAUUUCUUGCAGAACUGGAGAGGACAGAAAAGCUGAAAGCAGAAGAAGUCCUGACGGCCCAGAAAUUUGAGGAGCGGCAGCAGGGUGAAAGGCAGAAGAUGGGAAUGGACUUCAAAUACCUCAAGGAAAACCUUGGGAUGUGCUUGGCUGAAGGACUUGCAGAAGUGGCGGAUCGCCGGCCAGUAGAUCCCAUCCGUUUCUUGGCGUCCUGGAUUUACAGCUAUAAUGAAAAUAGAGAGAAAGAAGAAAAGAAAAAGACAGAAAAGGACCACCUCGAAUUUCAACAUGAAGAAUUUCUUGCAGAACUGGAGAGGACAGAAAAGCUGAAAGCAGAAGAAGUCCUGACGGCCGAGAAAUUUGAGGAGCGGCAGCAGGAUAUUUUCGAGGACCCAACAGAAGAUACUGCUGCAAAAUUAACUGAGACGGAUGGAGCAUCACACCAACCUUUGGGGGAAGAAGUGGCUGAAGAGAAGGCAGAUGAAAUGACAAGCAAAGGAAGGGUUGGAGGUGCUCCAGAAGAAUAUGAAACUAAGUCAACACAAGAGGCGUUAGGAAACAAACUAGAUCAAAACUAUCUAAAUGUUGCGAUGAAAGAUCUGGAUGAGCCACCAGGCAAAGUAAGUCCUAGUUUAACCCUCCAGGAAGCCUUGUUGGAAAUUGCUGCAGAUGAAGAUUUCAGUCCCAAAGUCUUGGAUGACAGAGGGGAAGACCAGUUGGAACAAGAUAGAGCAGCUGAGAAGGAGCAUGACGUGCAAGCAGAAGAUGACACUCAGGCUGAGAAAUACAGAUCUGCUCAGGAUGGGAAUUCAGAGUAGUUGCACAAUUCAUCUACGCUUGGAAGAAAAUCCUGUUGUGUUCAAAAGGCUUUGUACAAAGACUUUGUUUUGCAAAGAGGUGUAACCUAAAACUGAUGAUGAAAGUGUUGUAUUUUGAGUGUGUGAUAGUGCCGGUUUUCCAGCAUAGAUACACUAGGAUGUUACGGAUAACGUGGAUCAACAGAUGGCAACUAAUAUUUGUCUUGGGAAAAUGUGUAUUUGAUGCUCCUCUUCAAAACCUGCUGUGUUCCUGUAGCUUUUGUUUUUGUGCUUUUAUCUGUUGGAAGGAAUGACAUUUACCUACACUGGAAAUUCUCUCAUGCAGCUGAUUACAAAUGAGGCUCAAUAAGCAGUAAGACUCUUGCAUAAUUGCAAUUAUAGAUGAUUUUGGGCAGAAGGAAUUAU
This is a messenger RNA of Python bivittatus (Burmese python), 1413 nucleotides long. The record is from RefSeq and is a predicted model, not a curated record. Lineage: Eukaryota; Metazoa; Chordata; Lepidosauria; Squamata; Pythonidae.